This is a messenger RNA of Xyrichtys novacula (pearly razorfish), 17230 nucleotides long. The record is from the annotation of a GenBank genome assembly. NCBI's taxonomy places the organism in Eukaryota, Metazoa, Chordata, Actinopteri, Labriformes, Labridae.
GCGAGACCGGAUUUUCUCUCCUCAAGCAGAAGUGCACUCUGAUAUAGGAUUUGCCAGUCUUUUACAGGGGUCACCUGGGGGUUAUUUUGAAGGUAAAACACACUACAGCCUAAUGGGAAUGUCUUCUUGACUGUAUUUUAGUCAACUUUGUUAAAAAUGGGAAAAUACUGACAUUAAGCAUUUGACAGGCUGAACUCUGUUUUGUUUGAAUGUGUACUUAAAAUACUCUUAACUGGUUGAAUCUAUUACUUAAUCUGAGACAUGUCUGUAUGUUUUGGCUCUGUCUGUAAGUACCUCUCCUAGCUUUAUUUAAUUUGGUUAAGGAUUGUUUUAAUCAAUCAAACCUUUACAAUAACAAGGGCAGUGGAUGAGGGGUGCUGCUUUUUGUGUUGAUUUUCUUCAUGUAAACUGACCCCUUACUAUUCUUAGAUAUGACUUGGUGGGCUUGUACCCCGUUUGAAAGGAUUAAUGUAGAUAACAGCUGCAGCAGCUUCAGGUCCGUUGGAAGGGCAUUGCUGCGUUUCUAAAUUGCACUGAUUUGAGUGUCAGUAGCAUAUGUGUACCAUAUCCCCUGUCUGGAUUCAAUAACUUGCUUGUGCCUAUAGAGUAAAAAGUUGUGCGAAGACUUAAUGUAUCUACUUGUAUGCUCAAGACUAAUAUGGGUUUUCUGUGUGGGGUCAGAUCCAGCCUCAGUUAGAACCUGAUAACAGAUUGAGGCCCAGAGAAGGUUGAGAUUAGUUCGAAAUACAACACUAUAUUUACCAAAUAUCCCAGCUCUCAAGUGUCUAUACUCAUGUGUCAUCUUUAUAUCCAAAUUUAUAAUAAGAGACCAUUUUAGUAAAACAUUAACAGCUCUAUUAAUAUGAGCUGAAUCUAAUGCUCCAUACCAGUACAACAUUCUAAUCUGCCCUCAUCAUAUCGGUGAGAUCAUGAAUAAGGAUCAAACAAAGACACCCUGGCCAUGAAGAGAGAAUCUUUAUAAUUAUGUACACAAAGAAAAAAGGCUUUGACAAAGUGAAAUGAUCAACCAAUGAAUGAACAGACUCAUCGUAUCACUUUCAGGUUGUUUGCUGUUUUACAGAAACCUUUGGGUUUCAGUUUGAAUCUUGUCAAGUUAAUCCAGCCAGCAGAGCAAAUCAAUGGUUGACUUUAUUUUAACCAAAUGACUCUAGUAUUUUGUGUUUUGAUAUGCUGAAAAUGACCAUAAUGCUGAAGAAACAGUGUCAAGUUGUUUUUCAGUCCAAGCACUUUGAAGGAGUUCAAUGUAACUGAAUCCUUUGUGGUCAUUUCCACAGCAUGCAAGAGCCACCGUCCCUGUCUCAGGUUUUGAGAGACAGCUAUCUGGCAGAGGCAAAAGCACGCCAGGGCAAUGGCCACCCAGAUGCCCCCUCCUCACACCUUCAGUUCCAUGGAUCACUUAAAGGCAAGGUGGAUGACUCUUUGGGCCACAGUGACACCACGUUCCCAGACCUCUCAGCCUUCCUCAGUCAAGAGGAGCUGGAUAAGAGCGUGAACCUGGCCUGCCAGGCCAUCAGGCACGGGCCCCAAGAGGACAAGGCAGAGAGCAAGGCUUCUAUUACACCAUUAACCCUUCCAAACAUUUCCCCAGCACUGGACUCCCCCUGUGAACCCCCAUAUGUUUCACUGGUUAACCAUUCUUCUGCUCCUUUUGCUGAUCUGGCCUCUGUGCCCUUGGCCCAUCCAGCUCCUGAUUACAAAGACCUGCCAGCAACACAUGAAACAUGGACAUCAGACAGAAAAGUGUUGAAAGCAUCCACAAGGGAGGAAGAUAUAAUCAGGAACAGCAGAGACUCCAACGAAGGAUUCAAUGACUUUACUGGGUCAGUGAGGAAUGCCUCAUAUGGUCCGGAGACCCAGUCCAAGAAGGAGUUUCUCAACAAGGCAGCAGACUUCAUAGAGGAGCUCUCCUCUCUCUUUAAGGCUAACAGCUCCAAACGAGUGCGGCCAAGGGCAUGCAAAACCCACAGAAACAAGAACCAGAGCAAAAGCCAGAGCGAAGACACAGUUUUCCCCCUCAGCAAUGAAAACAGGGAACGCGCUGCCAUGCCCACAGCAGUGAAGACAGAGAGAGCCAGCCCCACAACAAGUUACCCACCAGAAGUCCAGGUGGACCCUGAAAGUGGGCACGGGGAGUGUCAAGACUGCAGGAUUAUUGAAAAGUUCAAGUAUAAGACUUUAUCCCAGGAGGUAGAGGCCGACAGCUCUGCUGCUACUGAAACCAUACAUCUAGAGCCCAUGUGUGAGCCUCCUCAGUUUAUCCAGAAACUGAAAAGCAGAGAGGUUCCAGAAGGCAGUAAGGUCCAGCUAGACUGCACUGUGAAAGGAUUACCAAUGCCAGAAGUCAGGUAGGGCUGACACCUUUUUAUAACACAUUUUGGCCUUUAUCUGUAUGGUCAUAUUUCCAUUUCCAAAGCCUUUGGUCUGUAUAUGUACAGACACCACACAAACCUGACUCGUGGUCCCAUUUUUCAACUUGGUCUGCUCUGAUAGCCAAUGUGUUUUUUUAAGACUUCAGGCAUCAAAAUAGCGUAAGCUUUAAGGGUAUCACAGGGUGUAUUCUCAGUCUUUAUUUAGCAUCUGUGUUAGUGACUGGGUCAGACACUUGAAGCUCUGAGGGAAUCUUCUCUCUGGUCCAGAGGGUAAACAGCACAGACAGGUGCAGCAAGCUACUCAUCAGAGACCUCUACUACUCAUGCUUUUAAUACAGACCUCUACUUAAUCAGAGAUGAUGUGACGUGCCGCAGACAGACCACUGACAGUCCACUCUGAUCUAUUUUUGGCAUCAGCUGUAAAGCCUCAGUGCAGGUUUUCCCUGAGGGUACACAAGAACUAACUUUUGAUACACCAAUGGAAACAGAAACCUUUAUCAAAGUGAGGAGGUGUGGUUGACCCCAUAGGUCUCACAUCACAGUACCAUCUCAAUAAUCUGUGUUAAUGUCGAGGUCACAUUCAUGUCUGGUGGCUUGUAGACAAGAGUACAAACACGAUUGGUUAAGGAUGUGAUCUUUUCUUUGACUAAGCUAUUAAAUGCUGUCAUCCUUGCUGGUCAGCACCAGAAUAACCUGUUGGUUCAAUAAAUAAUUCAUAUUGUGAUUACAGUAAGCUCAAAAUAUCAGUUCAUACGUCAAGUCAAAGCUGUAGUGCAGCCACUCACUGUGGUUGGAUGCUGUAAUGCUCUUCUCAGAUGUAAAUAAGCAAAGACGCCCAACUGAAUCUCAUUCUGAGACAACUUUUCUGCAGUGCUGUGGUCUAGAAAUGGAGAUCAACUUGUAUCUGGUGAAAGUGGCUUAUUGCCACUUGCUUGGAGCAAUGUGUCCUGCACAGGUAUGAUAUUAACCUGCACUAAAGGAGGACUAAAGGUUGGUGGUGCCAGCUCUGCAAAUGUUUACCACACCCUGCAAACCAUUCACCAAACGAUCCCAUUUUUGACCACUUUUUAAACUCAACUUGGACUUUUUCCUGACCUUCAGACUAGUCCGUCAGUUCAAAUGAAAUGUCCACUGAAAUGAGGAGGACAUGAGUCACCUCAGAACACUCCUGAUCAUGAUGCAUGAUCAUUCUGUAGCAUGUGAUUUACUUACUGUCAUCUCUCCUAUCUCACCAUCUUUCAUCAUUUUGUCCUUUGCGUAAGAAACCUCAGUUUGAAACACUUUAUAUAAAGACCCUUGUAAUAAGCAUUGAUUAGUCAUUAUAAGGACCUGUGUUGAUAAACUUAAUAAAAGCAUAAUAAACACAUUUGGAAUCUUGUACAUAACUUUAAGACCAUUUAUAAAUUUAAUGAGAAGUUAUUUGAAAUGAAAAGGACUAGAUGAUGAAGGCUUUAUGAGGAUUACUGUGUCUUCAGUAAUGCACUUAUUAACAGCUAACAAUACUCCUUAGCAGCUAUUAGAUGUGAAGUGGGAAUAGUGUCUUCAUACAGGUGAUCCAUGAGGCUGGUGAAAGUACUUCUCAUAAAAAACACAGCACAAGCCCAGUUUAGCCUGCUGCUGUGGCCUCCUGUUUACAAGGAACAGACAGAUUGUUUUUCUCUUGACCUAAUUAUUCUACCUGGCACCAUGUCAAAUGCACCACCAGCAAAGAUACCACAAGGUGCUGGCCUCAUUGAAACAGUGUCAGACAGUUACAUGAGGUAAAAAAAAAAAAGGAGGCUGAAAAUGCAGAUUUGAAUACUUGAAGAAGGGCAGGAGCCUUAAAAAACCGCACCAAAGUAAUAGUUUGGUCUGAUUACAGGAGUACCAGUGAAUGUGGAUGCAGUUAAGUGAGCGAAUGUGUUGGGUUGGUUUUCAACCUUCUGGACAGAGUAGUAUGAAUAAAAACAGUCCAGCAGAUGUGUCAGUCCAUGCAAAUAGUCAAAGGGUAAUGAUGGAGCAACUGUGCAAUGAUUGUGAAUCUCUGAUCUGAAGUCAGAGACCAGCAGGCAGAUUUAUCAUGAGAGGUGGUGGACUAUACGAGUGCAGAAGUGCUUGUGUGCAAAUGUGCAAAAGUAAAAGCACUUGUGCAUUAUUAAUGGUCAGUAAAGUAAGUUAUGGAGGGUAUCUUAGGUGCUGCAGAGCUGCUAUGGCUUUGGGAAUAAAGCCCCCUACUUCUUGCCAGAUGGGAGCAAUUCAGAUACACGGUGAAAUGGAUGAGUGGGGUCCUUGCAGAUCCUGACAGCCUUCCUGGGGCAGUAUGAGGUAUAAUGUCCCCAUGAUUUUCUGUGCAUUGGAGACAACCUGCUGGAGAGCCUUUCUUUCUGCUGCAGAGCAGCUGUGGUACCACAUAGAGAUGCACUGAGUUAAGAUGUGGAGCAAUGAUAUAAUAAUACGAAGCCAUAAUAACUUUUAGAUAAUCCCAGUUUACAAUGAUUCAGAGCAGAUGAUGAAAUAGCGACUGGGCAAAAACUGCUUUGUUACUGCUAACAAACUGCUAAGUUACUGUUCAAUUCUGGUGCAUGUGAAGUACUAUAAGAGCCAUUAAAGGUGCAGUCAGUUAAAUCAGGAUAUGAAGCUGUAAAAUUGUAGACUGGAACACUUCCUCCAAUCCCUGCUGUUGCUGAGACAACAGUUGCCAUUGAGGACCAAAAGAGAUAAACAUAAUAAAGAUGGCAUCACCUACAGCAGAUGCAAGUGAUUCAACUGUUUCAGGUGAUAAGGUGGUGAUGUUUUUUGGUAUUCUAUCUAGAUAGCUUCAGUUUGUAGCUCAGUUCAGAGAUAUUGAUCAUGAGUUUUUUCAUUGUUUUGGUAACACAAGCUGACAUCAGCAAAAAAAAAAAAAAAAAAAGUUAAAGCUACAGUCUCUGACAUACAGCAGAAUUUCAUAUAAAAAAAAUAAGAUUUUUGUAAAUAAUUUUCUUACAACAAUGAAGUGUCAUUGUCACAAGAUAAGGGCCAUAUUGUCACAAAAAAUAAAGUCAUGGAAACUCAUAAUAUGAGGAGAAUAAAGUCCUCGUGGUGUGAGACUACAGUCUUGAUAAAGUGGUAGUUUUGGUUCACGGUGAGCAGUCAGCUGUUUGAACCAAAACCAGGACAGUGGAGCAUCUGGUUUAAGUGUCUCUUAUGUUUUGUCUCCUCAGAUCCACAUUGUUUUAAUGAUCAGGACUGACACUGAAGCUGAGAUGUACAGUAUACCCCUUCAAAACAGCAUCGUGAGGCUAAAUGAUGGUCAGCUCUGAGUACUGUAGUUUGUUAGAGGACAAUGGACACUCCGCUCUCCUUUGUCCCUUCUGAAUUACUGUAGAAAGCAUGGCAGUGUGACAUGGCAACUUCCAGAGUGAGGGCCUGCUGCUUCUACGAUAUAAAAGACUGUGCAAAGAUGAUUUUGUACAAACAUGAUAACAGAUUUUAUCUUGAUAUUUGUUAUUUGUUCAACAAUUUGUGUACCUGAGACACCGUGCACAUGUGUAAACAAACAUCACAGGAUGUCAUUCACACAAACUUUACAGGUUGCGGCUAAUACAAAAUGAAUACAAGUGUCCAUUGACCACUAAAUGCUUGAUAAAAUAACUGAAGUAGCUUGUCCUCUUUUUUAUUGCAGGUGGUUUUGUGAGGGCAAGGAGCUGAAGAGUAGUCCCACCAUUCAGCUGGUUACCAAUGGAAACCUGCACUCUAUGAUCAUCGCAGAGGCCUUUGAGGAAGACACUGGACGCUAUUCUUGCUUUGCAUCUAAUUUCUAUGGCACUGACUCCACAUCAGCGGAGAUCUAUGUUGAGGGUAUUUCUUAUUUGUUUUUUAUAUCAACAGUGACAGGUGAAAUAUGGGUCAUUCAGAAUCACCAGCAAGAGCAACAGCUAAGACAAUAAUGGAUGAGCUUGUUGGAUCAUCCACCCCCCUAAAACCUGAGACCAUCUUAUUCUACCUUAACUUAAAAAAAGGAAAUGUGCCUCAUUCCUCAUUUGCCUGAUUUUCUGCAAUGGUGGCCACAUCUACAAAACUUCCUAAUAGCUUAGUGCAGUUACCUUCAGUUUAAACUCCAACAUACAGCCCUCUGUAUGAAAUACUGUCAGUGAUUGAGUCUGUGCAUGUGUUUCACCUGACAGGUGCCUCCUCUUCAGACUCUGAUGGGGAACAUCACUUCACACACCUAGCCCAGUGAGUUUUUAGCACACUGCCAUUUCAGAAAUAAUGUAUAUGCGCCUUUGACCUUAUUGUGACUUUGAGCAACACCUGUGAUUUCUGUAAUUUCCCAAAGGGUGCAGAAGAAAUCUUUACCCCUCUCAUCUAGCCAAACCCUCUCUGCAGAGGCAGGCUGUCUAGCGUCAGUCACUGACAGACCCUCUGGACAGCUCUCCGCUUCAUCAGUAAACCAACUAAUCCCAGAGACUCCUCUUCCAGUCCAGAAAACAGCCACCAUACUUCUAGUCCCAGAACUGUCUAAAACACCUGCAGCAUCCAAAGCACAUCUCUCCCAGAAGAAAGAGGAGGAGGAGGCGGAGAUGGCUUCACCACCGCUUUCCAUUUUGUUUCCUGGUGAUGCAGAACUUUCAGAAGUCCAGGAUGUAUCAACACCAUCCCCAAUGCCAACAGCUACAGAGGUAGCUUCAUCACUGCCUUUAAAUUCAGCAACAUUGCCGCCUAUUCUGCCAGCUCCAACACAGACAUGCCAGCCUGAGGUAGAAAAGCUGUUUAGCUCUCAGUUUUUCUUGUUGAUUAUUUCAUCAUUUUCAACAAUGUUUUCUUUGAAUUUUUUGGUCCUCAGAGUCAAACCUCCAAUAACAGCUAUAUACCAGGGAUGAAUGGCAAACCCGAACUGGCUGCCCCUGUGUUUACAAAGGUAGGGUAACCCUAACAGGGCAUCUAAUGCCACUGUCUGUUGUCUUAACUGGUUUGUCAUGCAGCAUGUCUCUUCCGACAAGAGCCUGCAGGAACUCCUUGCAUCAGAGGGCCAGCUGGUGGUGCUAGAGUGCCGUGUCAAAGGGGUGCCGUCACCCAAAGUUGAGUGGUACAGAGGGGGGAAACUCAUAGAGGACUCUCCUAACCUUCGGAUUCUCCAGAAAAGUAAGUCUUACUGUUGCUGCCCCAGACUCCAGUAAAAGUCAUUGAGUUGAGCUCAUCAGGUUCCUCCCACAGCCUCAAAUACACUCAUUAGAUCUUGCAGUUUUAGCUUUUACAAGACCAUUGGUGUAUAUACAGUAACCAUCAAACGAUAACUUUGUAUUAUAAAGCCUGUUUAUAUCAGGGUCUUGUUGUACUAUAUAUGACUUGCCUGUUAAGAAAAUGUCAAAGCUAACUGUAAGAACAUCUUUGAAAUGCAAGAAGUGAAUGUGAGUAAUCUUACACCAGUUUAUUAUCAAUGAUCAAAUCUGUAUCUGUCAUCUUUAGUUGUUGAUCGUAGCUUCCUCAUAAUUUUGUUUCUGUUACAGAGCCCAGAUCUCCAGCUGAAUCAGGUAAAUACUUUGGUAACACUUUACUUGACACCUAUCUCUAUAACCCCUUAUAAUAUGUGUAUAAUGUGUUAUAAUCACGUUAUAGCACUGUAUAACUAGCAAAGAGAGAGAGCCUUGGACACACAUAGUCUGGACCAGCUGCCUUCCCAGAGCAAAGUUUUCCAAGCUCCAUCCUCACCCCUGUUUCGGUGACAGACAAGGACUGGUGUUCUAGGAGGGAGGCAGUUGAAGUGGUUGAGACAUUUGAACAAGAUGGAGGAGGAAGGGGAGAAGUUGUAGUGGAGAUUUGUAACGGAGAGGAAGGUGGAUUAGCAGUUGAAGUGGGUGUGACAGCAGUGUCAAAUCUGUUGAAGAACAGGUUGAGUUCAUCAGCUCUUCUCACAUCACCCACCACUGGCUGUCUUUUCUUUUCAUUGUUGUGUCCAGAGAUGGUACUGAUUCCUCUCCACACUUCACGGAUGUUGCUGUGUUGUAGAUUCUUCUUUUUGUACUUCAGCUUUGCCAUCUUCAGCCUCCUCUUCAACUCUUUUUGCACUGUUGUUGAGUCCUUCUUUGUCACCAUCUUUAAAAGCUUUCUUUUUCUGGUUAAGGAUUGCUUUUAUGUCACUUGUGAUCCAGGGUUUGUUGUUGAGGAAAACAGCGAACAGUCUUUGUGGGUAUAACUGUGUCUCUACAGAAGUUGACAUAUUCAGUAAAGCAGUCAACCUGUUUGUCAAUAUUCAUACUGUCCUCAUCUGUUUCCAGCAGCACAUUCCAGUCUGUUGAUUUAAAAUAGUACCUUAGAGCUUCACUGGCUUGAGGUGUUUAUCUUCUGAUUUUGACUUUGAUCACAGGCUGCCUCAGCACACAAGGUCUGUAACUAUACUUAUACAGUGCUAUAACGGGAUUAUUUUACAUUAUCAUUUUACAUAUAUUUAUAAUACAUUAUAGAGACAGGCGUCAAGUAAAGUGUUCCCUAUACUUUUUUAAACCCUCUGUCAAAAACAAAGCACUGAACUUGCCAAAGCAGCUGCCUGCUCUUAAAUGCAUAUAGGGGGAGACUGGUUAUGGUUCUUCUAACAUUUUUGCUUCAGGACCUUUUUUUUUUUUUUUGCAAAGUGCCUACAUUUGUGUACUAGGCUACUAAAGAAGUUAAUUUGAUCCUUUACAAAAAUAUCAUUAACCUCAUGAGUUCUAUUGAAAAUAUAAUAAUAAUAAUAAUAAUAAUAAUAAUAAUAAUAAUAAUAAUAAUAAACAGUCCUGAUUUGAAAAACCCCUCUCAUACCUUAAAAAUCUUUCUUUUUUCUCAUCUGUUUGGAACAUUAAAAUCACCAAGUGAAUCAUAGGACUUCUGUGUUAACCUGUUUGAAGGAAAUAGUGGUGUUACAACCAUCCCUGGUCUCCCCUAUUGCACUGCUCAAGUAACUUUGUUGCAGGACUAAUAUGAGCCUUCUGCUCUUCUUUUAUGAGUAAGCCAGUGCUGCUUCCCCUGACUCAGGACCUUAAAAGGUAGUCCAUCUUUCUGUGGCAGAUCACGUCGACCUGCUUCAGCUUCAGGGUGUGCUGGUGUAGCUUAAAUGAUCAACAAACCUCACAGCUGGGCGAGCAGUAAAGAAGCAGUCGUGUCCUCAGUGCAUUUACUCUUUAACAAGCUGAUUAGUAAAACUGAUGAUGAGUCAUUAUGGAUCCAGCUCUGUUAUUAUGUGAGCAGCUCUUUUUCUCACCAUUACUUUUAGAGGAAAUAUGCACGCUGGUCAUUGCAGAGGUCUUUCCUGAAGAUUCAGGAACUUUUACCUGUACAGCAAGUAACCAGUAUGGCACCAUUACAAGCACUGCUGCACUCAGAGUUACAGGUAACAAUCUUUCCCACAAAUCAAAUCAACAGCUAUUAUUCAAACAUAUGAAAGUGCAGUGAAUUGGCUGGCAUCUCUUUAUCUCUCAUCAGCUAGCAGCAGCAACAGCCACCGUGUAAGGUCCUUCAGCAGUGUCUCAGUGGAGCCUGGCCAAAUCCAAAACCUUUCCCCUGCAGCUACCACUGCUAACCGACAGCCGGAUGUUAGCACAGCACACACCACCAAACCCCACUCAAGGAACAUCGUCCUAGACCCUUUCAACACAAGCACUUUACAUCUGGAGCCCUCCAAUGACAGAAGCUUUUGUCUGGACCCCAACAGCUCCAGCAUGUUGGGUCCAGCGCCAGAGAGCAGCAGCCAGGUGCUCUUAUCCAAAAAAACUUUGACUGCUCCAAGUGCAGUGUGGAAUUCAGCUGAACAGGAGGUUUACAAACCUUUAGUGACAUCCCUAAACACGAGCCCUAAUGUUGAGGAAACUCCAGACCGUAAGAAUGACAAACCCAGCAUUAUCCCACUCCCAGAUCCCCCUCCGAAUUCGUGUCUAAAGACGGGCACGCUCACAAACCGGAGACACUCACGCUCUAACUCCAGAGCUGGUCUGCGUGUGCACUUCAAACUGCCUGAGGACGAACCGAGUGAUAUAUCCAGUCAGUCUGAUGAAGACAACUCUCAGAUUUCAGUCAGCAAGGAACCCCCUCCAGUGCUGGCUAAACCCAAACUGUGAGUAGAGAAAAUGAAGAGUGUAUGCAUGACUUUCAGAUAUUUCAGAGCUCUGAGACCCACUCAUGUUUUUCACAAUGGUUUGCAAUGGUGUCACAUUUAAGUAAGGAAGUUUAGCAGUUCAGCUCAGAUUAUUGUGGUGUGUCAAAGUUAAGUGUGCAGGCUGGGAGGGGGGAGGUUCCUUUAAAGCAGAGUCAACUCUCUGCUGUUCUCAGCUGCAACAACCCAUAAAUGCAUGCAGACUUGAAAUGUGGAAGUCCCGUCUCUCUAGCAGAAAGGAUGACUUUUUCUCUCUGUAAGUUGAUUUAUUUGCAUUUAUGCUCGUCUGAUGUAAUGGAUGUUUAUCUUAAGUCCUUAUUCAAAUAUAGUGAAUGAAUGCAAGUUUGCUAGGUUACCUGCUUAUGGUCCUUUUUUUUAAAACUUUUAUUCAAAUACAAAGCUGAAAAUGGUAAAUCCUCUGUUGUGUGUAGCCUAAAUCUGAGCCUAAGUUAGUAGUAUUUGUACUUGAACGGAUGGAAGCUGAGAUGGAGAAAGUGGACAGUGUUUGUUUUUUUUCGACUUCUUGUUGGAGGUCCAUAAAAGGGCAGAGUAUUUUGUUUGCUGACUUUGGCUCAUCCCUGCUGGCUUCACUGAAUAGACAGAUCUUCUGCCAAUGGAGCCUCUCUCCCUUUCACCUUGUAAGUUUUGGUUUGUGAGGCUUUGUUUUUCAUUUCAGGGACCCUGUCCAGCUCCAGCUUCUGCACAACCAGGUCCUCAUGGAACAGCAGCAGGAGACUGACCAUCCAACCCAAACUCAUAUUCAACCUCAAAUCCAGCCCCCAGUCCAGACCCAGCCUGAAGUCCAAAGUGUCAGAGAGGGUCUAAUGUGGUCACCCAGCAUACAACAUGAGCCCCCUCUGCAGUCAUUCCAGCCCUACCCGAACACCACUACAACCCCAAAGCAGAUGCCCAACUCUGCAGCUUCCCUCACCAGCUCCUCUGCUCCUCCUCGGGGUUCUGCUCCUACACCAAAAACCACCUUCUCAGAUAUUUUCAGCAUCUCGCCAUCUACUGUCUCAAGCCCCCCACCUUCAUUUCCUCAGCUUAAGACUUCCAUGCUUGUGACAUCCCCUCCACCUACCCCACAGCUGGCAUUAACUCCUCGUAGUACAGCUCCUGUAACCCAGAUUAACACCAUUCACGCUUCCCACCUCAGCCUCUCCCCUGCAGCUCUUGCACUUACCACCACAACACGCCACUGUUUCUCCCCACCUGCACCAAAGCUCAGCACAGGCUCUGCAGAUACAAUGACAAACUUACAGCAUGUUACAUCUCCUACUCCUCUCCUGAGAAGCACACACGCCUCCCUCACAAACCUGACUGCCACCUCCCACACAUUCAACUACACCAGACCGAAGGAGUUCAUAGCAGCUCAAACCUUCUCACCGGUCAGGAGUCCUUCUCCUAUUGAAUCACCAGUCCCUCUCCUUCAGGAGCUAGCUGCGGAGCUGAACUCCUCUGCAGCCAGUUCCCCUACACUCCCACCAAUGUCCCCACCUCCAGGACACUUCCCAGUGAGGGUGCUACAGUCUCCCACCAGCCCUCCAUCCUUUAUGACCUCCACCCCACCAGGGCCAGCAUCGUUCCUGAGCAACAUGUUCAGCACACCUGCCCAGCUACCCCCAAAGGCCUCCUCUCCCAUCUCCAGCAGCUCAACACCCAGCCCCAUUCAAAACCCUGUCGCAUUCCUAAGCUCGGUCCUGCCGUCCCUUACAGUACUGCCCACUAACUCAAUGGGCUUACCCAGGGGAGCUCCUUUAGGGUACGCCAUAUUUGAUGGACAAAAAUGUACAUAAGAUUAUUGAGCUGUUAUAAUCUAAUAAGGGUUUUCUUCCAUCUCACCAGGCUCCAAAAAAAGGCCCCAAAGACACGAGUCCAAUCAGCUGAAGAUGUUUUUGAAAGCAGAGAAAUCAUUCUCCACAACAUUGAGAAAAAGCUCCAAAGCUCAGUAGAUGAGGCUUUAAAUGUUUCACAUCAGCAGGUACUGAUACUUUAUUCAGUAAAUGUGUGUGUGUGUGUGUGUGUGUGUGUGUGUGUGUGUGUGUGUGUGUGUGUGGAUCAUGACAGAGUAUCAGGGCCAUACUAAAGUUUUGAAUUUAGAAUUUCUGUCAUUUCCUCGCAAGAAUAUAGUUGUGACCAAAACUACUACUUUAUCAAUCCUUUAUUCUUACGACAUAAAGACUUUAUUCUUCUUAAAUUAUGACGUAAAACUCCUGUGAGGAACUUUGUGUUUGUGUUGACUUUGUCACCCCUUGUGGACAAAGUGUAAACCCUUAUAUUGUUGCUGAUUUUGUCCCAUCCUUGGUGUUUAAUCACUGAAAGGUGUGAAGUCAGUGUGAAUAUUGUUUUGAUAAAAAUUAACUAAGGCUGUUUUUUCAGUAAACCACCCCCCAGCCCACCCACCCACUUCAGUUACAGGCAUUAAAAAUUACAUUACAGAUGCUCUCAAUCUUGUCAUCAAUGGUCUCAUCUGUUGUGGUACAUCAUAGAGACACAACACUGUUGACCUCAGCCUGUUUCAUACCAAAUCAAACAUUCCCCACAGGAGCUUUAACUAUAAGACUUUAUUUUUGAAUCGAUAUGACUUUAAUUGUGAGGAUUUUUUUUAAUUCUUUAAAAAAAACUUAAUAUGGCCAUAAAACUCUAUGGGAAAGUAUGUAUAUAUAUAAAUAUAUAUGUAUACACACACACACACACACACACACACACACAUAUAUAUAUAUAUAUAUAUAUAUAAUAUAUAUAUAUAUAUAUAUAUAUAUAUAUAUAUAUAUAUAUAUAUAUAUAUAUAUAUAUAUAUAUAUAUAUAUAUAUAUAUAUAUAUAUAUAUACUAUAUAUAUAUAUAUAUAUAUGUAGGUGUAUAGACAUUUGGAAAUCAUAUAUGUAGUCUUUGCAUUCUGAUUUGUCAUCUCUUAUUUCUUUGAAAUAAUACCGUGGUACAGCACUUUCAUCAUCAGUUAUCAGGUUGGUGAUAAUUGCUGAUUAGUGUUUGAUUAAAAAAAAUAAUAAUAAUCCAACUAUCUAAAAGCAACAUAUUAGGCGUUGAAUUGAGGUCUUAUGUUGGAAGUGAACAUGUAGCCAAAUUGGUUUCUACAUUUAUGUUUUGUUUUUUUCUUUUUGACUGCAGGGCUACAAUGUUCAGAGAAUAAAGUAUCUAAAAUGACUAGCACAUGACAUGUUUAUUUCUCUGGGCUUAGCUCUUUCAAAAGGAGUUCACUGGAUUCUGUUUGUGUUUGAUCCAUCUCAGUUCUUGUUACAGUCCUGCUCAUAAAGGUAUAAGUGAUCCCUAAUUUUCAACUGACAAACAUCUGAAUCCUGUUUUUCUUUUUCUGUAAAGGAUGACUCUAACCUCACAUUCAAUAAUGAAAUUGCUGCAUCUUCAGCCGUUUCAGACAUUUUUACACAUUUUCAUUUCCAAGGGACAGAUUUUAUAAUAUUUAAACUCAUAAAAGUGCUUCAAUAUCAGAAACCUUGGUCUUGAGAUCCAGAGAAAAAGGAGUCAUCACUCCUUGCAGGGUUAUUUUUUAGUAGCAUCUCUAAACUGAUUUUGUCAAUAUGCAGCAGGCUUGUUCCUUCAGCUGCUUUUUCAGUGUUAUUUCAUCCCUUUCCCAAUUUUUUAACAUGUUGCUUACAUCAAAUUUUAAAUGAGAACUUAUCUGUCACUAAACAACAAAAUAAACCAUCAGAAUCUAUUUUAUUGAUUUUUUUUUCCAACUUCUUAGGAAAUAGGGCUUCACUAUAACAACUUGUGCAUGUUUCGAUCAAUAGCUUGUGUGUUUCUCCAUCCAUAUACGUUUGUAUGUACAGUUGUGAUCUUAGGCAGUGUUCAUUAUCCAUCCCUAUCCUCUCAUAGAAGCUGAUUAACAAAGGGAAAACAGGGAGCAGACCUCUUGGACCAAACAUACCUGCUACUGUCAUUAACUUUGAUGAGGUACAAGGAUCUUUCUGUCCCAAGCAUUGCUUUGUUCAAGGAUGUAUGGGUUACCAACCUUUUAAUACCCUCUUACACUUAUCAAAAGACCUGGAUGAGUUCAUAUCUUUAAUCCAUAAUCCAUAAACCUACUAAUUAUUUAAAAAUGUUAGGAUUUUAAACAUUUUGAAUGAUUAAUCCACAGGCUAAUACAGCUAAAACUCUACUGUUGUUUAAAGCAGACUGCUAGCUUCCAGAGUCCAGAGUUUCCCCUGAUGGCUUAUGAGAGUUCAUCUCUGCUUCAGUUUUCUGGAGAAUUUAAAAAAAAAACAAAAAAAACAAAAAAGGAACAAAGAUCUGCAUUAUCAUCUCCAUUACUUUUGAGCUUGUCUCCAAAUCCCGUUUGUCAACUUUACAGCUCCCCCAGUUUUCAUUGCUAUCUGUUCUCAGGUGUACCCUGAGCUUCAUUUUGCUUGGUUGGAUGAGGAAAAUGCUUUACCAACACUAAGUGAAAAUCUGUCUGACAGCUGCAUGAACAUUAUAAAGUGGUUCAAAGGUACUUAGUGCCUUUCCAUGGUUUAUACAUCAGUGAGCUGAAGUAUAAACCAGCACUUUUCUGCAAAGAUGCAUGCUGUCUCUCUCUCUCCUAGAUACUGCACAUGUCUCUGAGAACAUUUGCUGCUUAUGCCAUCUUAGUACGAUGUACCAUUCUGUUUAUGGUCAGAGGAUUUCAUGGUGAAGUGCUUAAGUGUAUGCAAUAAACCUGACUUGAAUGAUUCCUUUGAUUUGUUGUUUUUCCUUUGCAGGAAUACAGAGUCUCCAAUUUUGAGCAAAGACUCAUGAGUGAGAUUGAGUUUCGUUUGGAGCGAACGCCAGUGGAAGAGUCCGACGAGGAGGUUCAGCAUGAUGACAUCCCUACAGGAAAAUGCAUUGCACCCAUAUUUGAGAAGAAACUAAAGAACUAUAGAGCCAUGGAGGGUGUGCCUGUCACCUUCUCAUGUAAAAUAGUUGGCAUCCCUCUCCCAAAGGUAGGUGAUCAAUAACUGCUCUGACUGACAUCUUCAUCCUUCACACCUACUCUUCACCAACACCUCUCUCAUCAGGUUUACUGGUUUAAGGAUGGCAUGCAGAUCUUGAGGAAGAACAUUCACUACAGGAAGAUAAGAGAGGGGGAUGGAACCUGUGCUUUACAUAUCGAGUCCACAACCAAUGAUGACGAUGGUAACUACACUGUCAUGGCAGCUAAUCCACAGGUGGGUUUUUACAUUCAGCUCUCCUUUGAUGUCUCUUUUCUGCCUGUGAGAUCUGACUCUCUUUUUUAUAUUGAAUGAACAUCAGGGUCGAAUCAGCUGCUCAGGUCAUUUGAUUGUACAAACGGGACCUCCCAGAACCCGAAUGGCACUUGCUCAAACUCGAAGGUGAGAUCUCACUGCACAGCAUGUUGCUCAGUCAGCCUUUGUGCACAUUGGCGGGACUAGUAUCUCAAAGAAGCCCCCUGUUGUGUCAGGGGUUAAACAGUUACUGAUAACCUUUAUGGACAACAAUGGAAUGAUCUUCAUCUAUCUAUCCUAAAUCAAACAUUUAGCCUGGACCAGCCUGGAUUAUUUUUAGCACAUCAUAAUCCGCUCACCUCAUGUAUUUAAGGGUGCAGGUUCGAGUACAGGAGGUUGAAAGUGAGCAAACACAAGAGCGCUUUUUUCGACCUCACUUCCUCCAGGCCCCAGGUGACAUGCUCGCUCACGAGGGAAAAGUGUGCAGACUUGACUGCAAGGUCAGUGGACACCAACUUUACAAUCAUUAAACUCAGCUGUUGCCAAACUUAACUUCUUCUCAUCUUUCCUUUACUUGUCCUCCAGGUAAGUGGCCUACCAAACCCAGAACUGAUGUGGCUGGUCAACGGGAGGCCGAUCUAUCCAGACCAUCACCACAAGAUGCUGGUGCGGGAGAAUGGCAUCCAUUCUCUGGUCAUCGAUCCACUGACACAAAAUGACAGCGGCUCAUACACCUGCAUUGCAAGCAACAAAGCAGGGCAAAGCUCCUUCAGUCUGGAGCUGAAAGUAAUAGGUGAGGACUGGAUUCAAACAUUGACUUUGCUCUUUGGUGGUAAAAAGUAUUGAUCAUCAUUUUUGGAUCGAUAAUGUGAUGUCUACUGUAGAGAGAGAGAUGAAGCACCCUCCAGAGUUUGUGGAGAAGCUGCAGAACAUGGGUAUCCCAGAGGGAACCCCAGUCAGGCUUGAGUGCUGGGUGGUUGGUAUGCCCCCUCCAGUCAUCUUCUGGAAGAAGGACAAUGACACCAUUUCUAACACUAAGGACAGAAUAAGGCAGGAAGCAAUUCUUAUUUUCCCAUUAACAUGUUUGAGUAACAUGCAAUCUGAAGGUUAAAAAAAUCUGUCCAAUUUUAAUCACGAUUCUAGAAUUCUUUAUUAUCUUCUUUUUCAGCAUGACCCAGGAUGCAUCAGGAUAUGUAUGUCUUCUCAUACAACCCACAACAAAAGAGGAUGCUGGCUGGUACACAGUGUCGGCUAAAAACGAGGCUGGAAUUGUGUCCUGCACCUGCAGGCUUGAUAUCUAUGGUAAAUGUGCCAUAAAGUAUUUUUAACUCUCUUUAUCCUUAUUAUGAAUGUACCAAUUUCAGCUGAUAACAAUGGCUGCCUGCUGCAUCUUUAGCACAGUGGCAUCAGAGUGUCUCCACACCCAUUACCAAGUCUGCACGUGCUGGUAGCCGCUACGCAGCCUUAACAGGUCAGGGGAUUGACAUCAAGUCAGCCUUCCCAACAUCAGAGGCCAGCCCCAUCCUCUUCGCCACAUCUCCUCCGGAGGUUUACACGGAGAGUGAGGAGCUCUGA